Lycium ferocissimum is the source of this 1707-nucleotide messenger RNA. RefSeq lists its product as uncharacterized. The record is from RefSeq and is a predicted model, not a curated record. Lineage: Eukaryota; Viridiplantae; Streptophyta; Magnoliopsida; Solanales; Solanaceae. The coding region runs from base 298 to 1086 and encodes 262 amino acids. The transcript has 3 exons.
CGUGUCUUCUGGUAAAUGUCCGACAAAUAAAAUCUAUCUGUGAAUUUUCAGUUUUGUCGGAAAAAGCAAUGAGAAAGAGAAAUCAAUUUCUCUUCUCUUCAUCCAUUAAUUAAUUAUUACUAUAAUUAUAUCAUUUUUCCAUACAAGUUCAAAGGAGAAGCAACAGAUGAUUAAGUUUGAACCAAGAGGCUUGUCACUUUGAAGGUCAGGUUCAGCUUUUAGUAUCAUAUUCAAGUACAUGCCAAGUUGCAAACUCGAGUAAUUGUCAGCAAAUAGCGAUUUAGGUUGCUGCCUGAUAUGUGGAGAUCUAUUUCAAAUGCCAUCACAAGCUUUGGACAGAAGAAGGAAUGUGGUGAGCCCAGUCGAGCUUGCCAUGAAUGCUCAGAUGAAGAUGAUGCCUAUUCUAAUGUCAGCACCGAGGAAGGCCUUGAAUGCCCAAUAUGCUGGGAGUCCUUUAACAUUGUCGAAAAUGUCCCUUAUGUCUUGUGGUGCGGUCACACACUUUGCAAGAACUGUCUAUUGGGACUUAAGCCAGCUUCUUGGAAGUUCUCCACUCAACAGGUCCAGAUUCCAUUAUUCAUUUCCUGUCCAUGGUGCAAUAUGCUGACAUUUCGGUUGCCGUUCAACGGGAAUCUCAAAUUUCCUAGCAAGAAUUUCUUCCUCCUCUGGAUGGUGGAAAGCAGAAACGGCGACAGGGUGAAGUCUCCAUCUUCCAUAUGUAGGGAUCAUCAACAUGAGUGGUCCCUAAGGUGCACUUCAGUUACGGGGAACAACACCUCCGUCCUGAACAGCAGGAGGGUACAUCGUCUAGGAUCUCCAGGGUCUAGCACCGGUACUACUGGUACCCCUGCAUCACAGAGGGCACACUUUUCUCUUCACAAGUCCCUCGAUUUCUUUAUCCGCGUUACAUCCAAGUUUCCAUUAGUUAUCGUGCUUCUUCUACUUGUUAUGUUCGCGAUACCUUCCUGUGCAGCCGUCCUAGCACUCUACUUACUGAUCACAAUUCUCUUUGGACUUCCAUCUUUCCUAGUAUUGUACUUUGCCUAUCCUGCUUUAGAGUGGCUGGUUAAAGAGAUCACAGCUUGAAAUGUUCUCUUUCAAUUUGUUUGAGAAAUUCUCUCAUAUCAAGGAAGGUGUAAAUUUCUUGUUUCUUAAGGGGUCUAAUAUUUUAGUUUUUAAUUUGCAGAGACUAUUGAACUAAUAAUAUGUUAGUUCACAGAUCCAUUCACAUAUUCUUUUUCCUACCAAAAUUGCACCAUAAAGAAGCUUUGUGGUUCUUUGUGUUGAUCCAAGAUUUGAACUUUAUGGGUUCGGAUUCGGAAUUCUACCACAUCCCAUCUAAUUUAUCGGAUUCAUAAUUUAUUAUUUGUACUUAUUGAAUUUUUAAAGUAUUAUAUAUACAUGGUCUAGCUAAAGUUGCUAGGUCCGGAUGAACCUGUAGCUUAUUCACUAGAUCCGCCCGUUGUUGCUGAAUUGAAGCAUAGAGAAGUCAGCUUGGUGGUAACUUAGAUUAGAUUCUUGGAUUUUCUUAAUACAGUUUAGGCUGGUUAGAUUAGUGAUGGUUUAGAAGAAUUUGCGUGAAUAAGAAAAUAUGGUUUGUCUAUCAUUUUUUUUUAUGCAGCUAUGUUCCAUUUCUUGAUGUGGUUUGAGCUAUUGUAAUCAUCUCCCAGGAAUUAAACAUCUUAUUUUAGAGAUCUAUCAAAAGAA